UAUCAGAACCAGGCCGGCCCCCCAAACACUCUGCGACCAACCAAAGUCAGAGGUAACUUUGACAGCACAUCGCCUAAUACCUGGCACAACUGAUGGGCUCGUGUGACACCUGAGAUCCUCUAAUUUCUACUCUACCGAGGACCGGUCAAAAUGAGCACAGGAAGGGGCGAGCAGGUCGUCGUCGAUACCCACUUCACCACGAUCCACACGCUGGGCAAGCAAGAUGGAAACGAGGGCAGGCGGCUGCGCUACAUGCAGAAAGAUGGCAGGUUCCCGGUGGUUUUCCUCAAGGCCCCCGGAGACUGGAGCCUAUUCCUCAUGGACAUCUUCACCACUCUCGUAGAAAUCCGCUGGAGGGUGAUGCUCCUCGUAUUCUCCCUCUCGUACAUCCUCUCCUGGCUCUUCUUCGGCCUCUGCUACUGGCUCAUUGCAUAUGUGAACGGAGACACUGGCGAUGCAGAGAACGAGCCCUGUGUGUACAAUGUGCGCGGCUUUACCGGGGCCUUCAUGUUUUCAAUGGAGACCCAGGCAACUAUAGGCUACGGCUUCAGGGGGACGUCUGAGAACUGUAUCGUGGCCGUUAUCUUGGUAACAGUUCAGGCUGUGUUCAGCUGCCUCCUCGACACCAUCGUCAUCGGCGCCGUCGUGGCUAAGAUGGCAUCUGCCCGUAAGAGAGCUCAGACGGUGGGUUUUAGCAGCUGUGCCGUGGUCAACCUGCGAGACGGGGCUCUGUGUCUGUCAUGGCGCCUCGGAGACUUCAGAGGCAAUCACAUCCUGGAGGGGGUAGCCCGGGCCCAGUUGGUCCGCUAUGUGAAACAGCCCCAGGGGACCAUUGUAAUGUCCUUCCAGGACCUGGACAUCCAGAACAGAGACGUUGUCCUCCCCACACCAGCCACCAUUAUUCAUAAAAUGGAGCCCGGCAGUCCACUCUACAGCCUGGGCCACGACGACCUGCUGGGGGAUGAGUUUGAGCUGGUGGUGUCCUUCACCUACCCCGGGGACUCCACGGGCAUGCUCCACCAGACGCGCACCUCCUACACACCGGCGGACAUCCGCUGGGGUCAGCGUUUCGAGGACAUGUUGAGGCCGGGCAAGAGGCACUACAAGGUGGACUACGCCCUGUUCAACGAGACCACGUGGGUGCCGGUGCCCCCGCUCAGUGCAGAGGAGCACGACAGAGAGAAGUGUCCCGUCGAGAGGAGUCAGUCCCACGGUUCACUGCGACCGUCGGUCAAGAGGAACGGACACGCUGGUCAGCUGAAUCGUGACAUCACGGAGGAGGUGAUACACCAAACCUGCUUCUAGCUGCAUACAUCACAGAGCAAGCUGGACUGUUUCCCUCUCAUUCUUUUUUUAAGGACAGUGUGAUAACAUCCAUCCAUCCAUCCUUUACCGCUUUAUCCAUUUAAGGGUCGCGGGGGGGCUGGAGCAUGUGGGAGGAAGCCAGAGAGAGAGGAGAGAACCCACGCAUACACGGGGAGAACAUUGAAAACUCCACACAGAAAGGCCCUGGUUGGUUUGAAGCGGGAUUCGAACCCAGAACCUUCUUGAGAGGCGAAAGUGCUAACCACUACACCGCCGUGCAUAAUGUGACAAUGUGUGCUCUUGUAAAUAUAUUUAUAUGUAACUUCACAUUGUACAUAACUUGGUAUGUUUUUGUUUAAGCUUUUAAUGAAUAAAAUUGUAAUUACA
Molecule: messenger RNA, 1692 nt
Organism: Scophthalmus maximus (turbot)
Lineage: Eukaryota; Metazoa; Chordata; Actinopteri; Pleuronectiformes; Scophthalmidae
Product: inward rectifier potassium channel 16-like
Exons: 2
Coding region: 151-1305 (384 amino acids)
Biological process (GO): potassium ion import across plasma membrane; regulation of monoatomic ion transmembrane transport
Cellular component (GO): plasma membrane
Molecular function (GO): inward rectifier potassium channel activity
Source: RefSeq, a predicted model, not a curated record